CGCAUUUCAGUUUCAGUCUGCGUCCCGCGGACGGCGCGCGCCAUAUUGUCCGCCAUUUUGAAAAAGUGAUUAUUGACAUUUUAUACUUUUUAAAUUCCCGCUCUUUUGUCUACGAUGCCGGAUCCUGUCAAUACCGUCUCUGGAAUUAAUAUAAAAAGCUCCCAAAACCGACUAUUGAUCAAGAAUGGCCGGGUCAUCAAUGAUGAUGGAAUGGAAGACGCUGAUGUGUACAUCGAAGAUGGAAUCAUCAAACAAGUCGGCCGUAAUCUAAUCAUUCCUGGGGGUACCCGCACUAUUGAUGCGACUGGAAAGCUGGUGAUGCCGGGGGGUAUCGACCCCCACACUCAUUUGGAACUGGAGAUGAUGGGAGCCAAGACUGCUGAUGACUUCUACAAGGGUACUAAGGCUGCGGUAGCUGGUGGCACUACUACCAUCAUUGAUUUCGUGCUUCCAAAUAAGGGUCAGUCCUUAUUAGAAGCAUAUUCCAAUUGGAGACAAAAGGCUGACAAUAAAGUAUGUUGCGACUACGCACUCCACGUAGGGGUGACUUGGUGGUCACCAUCAGUCAAGAAAGAGAUGGAACAGCUGGUGGCUGAACACGGAGUGAACUCCUUCAAGAUGUUCAUGGCAUAUAAGGACGCUUGGAUGCUGGAGGACUACGAUCUAAUGGUUGCCAUGGAAACCUGUGCUGAGCUGAGGGCGUUGGCUCAGGUGCACGCGGAAAAUGGCAACAUUAUAGCUCGUAACACCGAGAAGCUCCUCGAGGCUGGAGUGACAGGACCCGAGGGUCAUCAGCUCUCGCGUGAUGAGGAAGUGGAAGCCGAAGCUGUCAACAGGGCUUGUGUGAUCGCCAACCAGGCAAAUUCUCCCCUAUACAUCGUUCACAUGAUGUCCAAGAGCGCCGUAAAGGCUCUACGGAUCGCGCGUACACGUCAACGACCACCAGUUUACGGUGAAACCUUGGCCGCUACGGUUGGUACUGACGGUACCCAUUACAAGAACGCUUGCUUCCGUCAUGCGGCUGCUCACGUCUUAUCUCCACCUCUGAGACCUGAUCCUUCCACUCCCGAAGCCAUCGUACAGGCGCUCGCUGAUGACGACCUCCAACUAAUCGGCAGUGAUAACUGCACUUUCAAUGAGAAAGAGAAAGAGUUGGGCAAAGGCAAUUUCACCAAAAUCCCAAAUGGUGUGAAUGGUGUUGAAGAUCGAAUGGCAAUUUUGUGGCAGAAGGCUGUUAACACAGGUAUAAUGGACCCGUGCCGGUUCGUGGCGGUGACGAGCACAACUGCUGCUCGCAUCUUCAACCUGUGGCCCCAAAAGGGUCGUAUCGCGGUCAACAGCGAUGCGGAUGUGGUGGUUUGGGACCCCAGACUGGAGAGAACCAUUUCUGCCGCUUCGCACCAUCAUGCUGUUGAUUUUAAUAUAUUUGAGGGUCAACACGUAGUGGGCAGUCCUCAGUACGUGAUAGUGAACGGACGGGUGUGCUUGGACGACGGGAACCUCAGAGUUGUUGAAGGUCUGGGUAAAUACCUGAAGACCCCACCGAACUGCCCAUUCAUCUAUGGAGAAGAGAGGUCCCGCUCACCACAGACGCAGAACCUCGAGGUUCCUGUCACACCCUCGAAGAUCACCAAUGGAACACCCACACACGACUCCCAUGAGCUGAGCGUGGCCCAGAAGCAGCUGGAGGGUAUGUCGGUGACGUCAUCGGGCUGCAGCACUCCCACGGGCCGCAAGAUGCGGGAGCCGACGCAGAGGAACCUGCAGAACUCCACCUUCUCUAUCAGCCAGGAAAUGGAAGGUCUCAAUACAAAGACGUCUGUCCGCGUGCGAAACCCGCCCGGCGGGAGAUCCUCAGGACUCUGGUAAAAACCGGUUUUAACUGGAAUUCGCCGCGCAUAACCGGUUCAAACCGGCUCACUGCUUCGCGCGGCGCUUUUGCUUGUGAAAAUAUAUUUUGGGACGCACUGCGCCUACGCACUCACGGGGGUGCUUUAGCUUAUCAUUUUUAAAUCUAUUUAUAAUUGACGACUACGUGACUGAAUAAGCAACUUUUGACAAGAUUUGUGUUUCAAAGCUUUUUGCUUUAAAGAAUAUUUAAAAAACACAUUUUCAUGGUAUUAAAAAAAAAUCAAAAAUCAAGCAUCAUCAUUAUCGGAGCUUGCUAAAUUGGCUUACUAUAUAGUAUAUACUUUAACUUUUAUAUUUACAAAUUUAUAGUAUUAUAAUUUAUUUAAAUUAUUUUAAGCUGCUUUUAAUUUAAUUAUAUUAUUACUUAUAAAUAAUUUUAUGCAGUUCAAGAACUAAUAAAAGUUAUGUGUAAUUAUUACUAAAUUUUCAGCCUUCCUGGUGGUCUAGAUGGGAUGUAAUACCUAUAGGUUCAUUGCCUCAUAUUAAAAUUUAUGUAAUUUAAUUUAUAAGGAUCGCGGCUUGUGUGUAUUCUUGAAAUGCUUUGUAAUGUAAACUGUUUUAAAUAUAUGGCAGCUACUACUUAUUUUUAAAAAAAAAUAUUUUUCACAAGCAAAGUGUAUGUAAUCGUGAUAUGUUUGUAUGGUUAUGAACGUUUUCAUUAUUUUUAUAUACCCAAUCUGUGGAAAUGAUAUUUUUAUGUUUUGGGUCCCUUUUACCUUAUGGACUGAGUUAGGAAAUGUGUUAUUAGCAAUUUGUCUAUGGCCAUUAAAAUAUGGCUUCCUUUUAGUGUUACCAGUAAAAUUAUUUCCAAGAAAUUUCGCAUAAAUUUAAUCUUGUCUCGCAUGACGCACUCUGACAAUCCUUAAUUUAUUCCUAUAUAACAUUUGUUAUGACAUAUGUCAUAAUUGAUAUUUUAGCGAUGGUUUUUAAUUUUACAAAAUUGACGUGUCAGAAUGAAACAGAUAAGAAAUAGGUGUGCCCCAUGCCCCAUUAGAGGAUAUUGUUGCGAAAAUAUAUUAUGAACGAAUCAUAAACGUGCAUAAUAUUUGUUUAAUGUAUGCAUUUAACUAUGAAGAAACCAAUUUAUGUCAAAAUGGUUUGUUGGUAUUAAUUACCACCAAUUAGGCCUCAUUUUUAUUGUAUUUAUAUAAUUUCUGUUGUUUAGGUACAAUAUUGUGUAUCAUUUACUUAGAAAACGAGUGAAACAGAAGCAAGAAUAUAUAUAAUUUCUCGAUUGUUAUUGUACUUUUGCUAUUUAGUGCUUCAUAUAACACAAAUAUUCACUGAAAUGACCAAAGUAGGACUUGCUACCUAUAUAGUAAGAUAGAUAUAAUGUUUUGUUAUAAUAAAUCCCCAAAUAGCUAAAAUUAUUGCCUUGUAGCGCCAUCUAUAUUUUAAAUGUUAAAACUUCCACACAUUUGAAUUAGCGCCAUCUAUCCACAGAAAAGAUAAAUAAAGUGGAUAGGGCUUUUGGUACAAUUAUUUACUAGGAGAUGGCAUUGCAUUUUACGCUUAAACAAAUCUGUCAUGUUUAAUCAUACGCGCUUCAUACUAGCUGCAGUCGGUGCCCUUCCGUCUCUAUUUAUCUAUUCCGUAUCGCUAACAAUAGGAAUGGCGCUUAAUAUUGCAAAUUUAGAGCAAAAAUAAAACAAAUUAGUACAAAUUAAUUCAACUUAUACCACCCUUUACCUAGUCUUUGUCCUCACAAUUUUAUAGCGUAUACAACUUUUCUAAUUAUAAUUGUCUGUUCUUUAUUAUGCAUUGUAAAAUAAACAAUGUAAUCGUAA
This is a messenger RNA of Pieris napi, 3698 nucleotides long. RefSeq names its product dihydropyrimidinase (gene CRMP). Gene Ontology annotation, molecular function: dihydropyrimidinase activity. The record is from RefSeq and is a predicted model, not a curated record. The coding region runs from base 115 to 1869 and encodes 584 amino acids. The transcript is spliced from 14 exons. Lineage: Eukaryota; Metazoa; Arthropoda; Insecta; Lepidoptera; Pieridae. Gene Ontology annotation, biological process: pyrimidine nucleobase catabolic process. Gene Ontology annotation, cellular component: cytosol; cytoplasm.